GCUUUGCCAGUAGCACCCACGACGUCUCGGGUAUAAAACUUCCUGUGUGAGUUUCACACAGUCGUAACGAGUUGCGUUUUUAAAACAAUGAAAUACGCAGUGGUUAUUCUUGCCUUUUUCGCUGUUCAAGGCAUUCGAUGUCAGAACUGCACUCGUACAAAUCGCCAGCCCAAAGUUUGCUCGAAACCCUGUGAUCCCGCUCAGGAUGACUGCAAAGGUAACAGAGACUGUGUGUGUGAUGGGGAUUGCGGCUACAGUUGCGUCAAACGAGAUCUACAUUGCCCAAGACUAACUAUAGACAACGGGCGGGUCCGUUACAAAAACGACACGCUUGGCUCGGUUGCAAGAUAUCGGUGCACCUCUCCAUAUAUAGCUUUUGGCUCCAAGAAGAGAACUUGCAGAGGAAACGGUCAAUGGGAUGGGGAAAAGCCAACCUGCAAGCUGAUCUGUACAGACCCAGGCAACAUCCAACACGGAAAAAAAUCUCACGAUGGCUUCGAAUCUGGAAAAAAGGUAAAAUACAGUUGCUUCCCAGGUUUCACAAUGGAAGGGAGCAACACCUUAACAUGCACAAGAACCGGAGUUUGGGACAAAGUAAAGCCAAGCUGCACAUGCAAGAGAACUAAUAAACAAGCUUUCCGGUACUGCAGAAAGUCAUGUAAUCCAGAUUCAGGCAGUUGUAGUAAAGACAAGGAAUGCGUUUGUGAUGGGGACUGUGGUUACAGCUGUCUUCCGAAAGCCAUAGACUGUGGAAAACCAACAGAAAUAGACAAUGGCAGACGACAAUAUUCCUCCACCACGUUUGGGUCCACUGUCAGUUACCAAUGCGACAAACCUUACUCAUUGCUUGGGUCCAAGAAACGGACUUGUCGUGGAAUAAGGAGGUGGGACGGAACAGAACCAUCCUGCAAAAUCAUCUGCCAGGAUCCAGGAGGUGUUACCAAUGGAAAUAAGCAGAUAUUCCGUCGAAAUCUCGAUGAGGAUUAUGUAGCAGUAGGAGAUAGAGCGGAAUACAACUGUUUCCCAGGUUACAAGAUGGAGGGCUCAAGAUAUCUUACUUGCACUAAUUCGGGAGAAUGGAAUCGAGCCAAGCCAAAAUGCGUAUUACCAUCUUGUGGCCCUCCGGAACUUCCGAAAAAUUCUGAGCUACGAGGAUCUAAGAAAUCUUCAUACAAGUACUCGGAAAAAGUAUUCCUCAGGUGCAAGAGUGGGUACUUCUCCACAGGGAUAGGACUGCUGAGUUGUAGCUUGGAAGGAUGGACUGGCCCUUCUUUUACUUGCUCACCAAAAAGUUGUGGAAACCCUGGGAUCCCUGAAAACGGAAAGCUGAAGUCUUACAUCUUUACCUUCAAAAGCAGAGUCGAUUUUGAUUGUAAUCAUGGUUACAAACUGGUCGGAGACAAGUACCGGCAAUGCCAAGCGAACCAGAGUUGGACUGGGAGGUCGCCAACCUGUGAACGUAAAUACAUUGACGAUGUUACUUUACAGCGUUCAAGGUCAAAGUGAUAGAGUUGUCAGCGUGGCUAGUCUAACCUCAUUUUUUUGCGUGUGUGUUUUGAAUUUAUUUCAUUUUGCCUAUAGUUGCAAAAAACAUUUCUACGGUAUUUUG
Molecule: messenger RNA, 1609 nt
Organism: Orbicella faveolata
Lineage: Eukaryota; Metazoa; Cnidaria; Anthozoa; Scleractinia; Merulinidae
Product: protein lev-9-like
Source: RefSeq, a predicted model, not a curated record